GAGCUCCUGAAAGCAGCAGUUGCUCCCCCCCCCCCCGGCAUUAUUUUCUCCUCUUAGCUCCCUCCCUUUCCUGCCGGCCUCUCAACAGAGGAUGUGUCUGGUGGAGGGAGUGUGUGCGGAGAAAAGAGGAAAGCCCUAGAAUGGAUAUGAGCCUGCUCUCCUCCACCCUCUCUUCUCCUCCUUCCUCUUCCUCCUCUCCUCUGCCUUCCGUCUGGCGUUCCUCACCCUCCUGUGGCUGCUUUGUGCCGUGGGCACCCUCAGUGCUGGCCCUCGGGGGGGGGACAAGGAGUCUGGCUGGGUGGACAAGCGGCUGAAAACUAAACUUCAAUGUCAUCUGGAGAUCAGAGGAAUGGUGGUGACAAAAGUGAAGACAUGGUGUCACAGGCUGCUGUGUGGCCAGAGGUGGAGAGGGCGGAGCUCCUGGCCCGCGGUGCCGCCCUGAAGUGGGCAUCAGGUGUUUUCUGUCGGCCCGAACACCUGGAGCGCCUGAGCCAGUACAGGAAACGGGAGAGUCUGAGGACCUCCUCCAUCCACACCAGACUGAAGUCCAUGGUUCAGUCCUACCUGGAGGGGGUGGGCUGGGGGCUGGAGCAGCUCCGGGAAGCCAGGACCGAGCUCAGGGAUGUGUCGCAAACGCUGAAGAAAGCAGGUCUGGAGGCGGACGCCAACACGGAGGGGGUGAGGUCACUGGAGAGGCUCAGAGAGCUGUCUGUCAGCCGGCAGCAGCUCCUCGCCGCCGUCAGCAACCUGCCGAGGCUUUAUGCAGUCCAGAGCCUGGUGCUGGAGACGGAGCGUCUGGUGGAGUCCCGGCGGCUGCUGGAGGCCCACGCCCGGCUGAUGGAUCUGGAGCACUGGCAGGACGACAUCCUCUGGCAGCUCCACGGCGCUGACGGGGCGGCAGGAAGUGCUCUCAGUGCUGAUGAACAGGAGCUGGUGGCCAAGUACUUCUCUGGAGUCCAGCAGCUGGUGGACGCCCUGGGACAGGAGAUGUGGGCAGUGGUGAGCAGCGCCCUGGCUUUGGCUCGACAAAACCCCACACCGUUUGUGUCGGCCGUGCGGAUAGUGGAGCGCGAGGAGGCCCUGGACCGCGCUCUGCUGGCACAGAGGGCAGACGUGGGUGGCAGCAGCAGGCCCCUCCCUCCUGGACGACCUCGAUGCUGGAGAGCUCGCUUCUUCCAGGUGCUGGAGGAGGCGGUGUCCGCUCGCUUUCGCAGUGUGUCCUACCUGCACACCCGCGGUCCGGGUCUGGCGGGACACCUCUCUGCUCUGCAGCAUGCCGUCAUGGCUGACCUGGCCACGGUACGCCACCUGCUGGAGCACUGCGUCCCCCCACACUACCAGCUGACAGCCGCCUACCUGAAGGCCACCCACCACUGUUUACACACUCACCUGGCCCAGGUCAGCAGCUGGGAUCUUGAGAGCGGGGAGAUCUUUGCUGUGCUGAACUGGGUGCUGCACGUCUACAACAGCCCGGACAUGAUGGGUCACCCUGAGCUGGUGACGGAGGCUGAGAGGGCAGAGCUGGGACCCCUCAUCUCCUCUGAGGGGCUGGAGCAGCUUCAGAGUAAAUACGUGCAGAGUGUUCGGAAGAGCGUUUCCGAGUGGAUGCACAAAGCUUUGCAGGUGGAGCUGCAGGACUGGCAGAGAGAUCAGGAGCCCGACACGGACCAUGAAGGCUUUUACCUGACCAGCCUUCCCACCAUCAUCACACAGAUGCUGGAGGAGAACGCCCGCGUGGCUCUCAUGAUUGGAGAAUCCCUGCGAGAUCAGACCAUACAGAUGGGGCUGUACGAGAUAGAAAACCUCCUGAACAGGUUUCGGGAGGCUCUGGUGGAGUUUGGGAAGGAACAUCGCAAGGAUCCGAGCAACAACAAGUUCUAUCUCCACUACCUGCUGGCCUCCAUCAGUAACUGUGUUAUUCUCAAGAAGUCCACAGAGAGCCUGCAGCUGCAGCAGUCCUCUCAGUCAGCGGGACAGUUCUCCCGGACGCCCCCCAACCCUCUGGCAGCUCUGGACCGGGCGGUACGCAGGGCGUGCCGUUUAGUGAUGGAUCAGCUGCUGCUGGACCUUCAGCCCUUCCUCCCCGGCCUGCUGACCCGACCCUGGCUGGUCCAGGGAGACCCCACCCCCAAGCUGUGCAGCAUCCUGGAGCAUCACCUGGAGCUCCACGGCCGCGUCCGUCCGCCCUGCCGCCAGCGCCUGCAGGAGGAGGCCCAGUGGCUGAUGGCGGUGGAGUACGUCCGAGCGUUGAUGCAGAAGAGGUUUGUGUGUCGCAGCGGUGAAGACAGGAAGCAGCUGGCUCAGCAGAUGCUCCAGGACAACCAGCUGCUCCGAGAAACCUUCCGUGGUCUGGAGGAGGAGGGUCCUGUGCUUGAGGCGAACCCCCUGGCUUUGCUGCCUGUCCUGGCAGACUUCAUCCGCCUCAAAGACCCCGGCAUGCUCACCCUGGAGGUGUCCGGCCUGGCGUCCAAAUACCCCGACAUCAGCGAGGAGCACGUGUCCGUACUGCUGGACAUCCGCGGCGACGUCUCCAGGGACGUCAGAGCAGCUGUGAUGGACCUUCUGGAGCAGAGCGCCCCCCCUCUUCCGGUGGGGUACCGACCCAUUUUCAUCGACAUCCUGGUGCCGCCCUCCACCAUGGUCUUCUGCCUGCCUACAGCCAGAUGUGCAUGAGUGCAGGGCAAAGGCGUCCCCUCUUCAUUCCCAGACUCCUCCUCGCCUGUGGUGUGGCGCCUGCGGGUUUAUAAUUUAUCCCGUUUCCCAUGGAUUUCAUCUGGUGACCUGCUGGUUCAGGUCCAAACUUUAUUUCCUGUUUUUUGUUGUCCUUAUUUGUGUUUUCCUCUGUAACAGCCAAUGAUGAAAUAAAGAUUUUCUUUCUAAAUGACUCCCUCCUAUGAAGCAGUUUAACUGAAAGUAUUAUAAUAAAUAAACGCACAAAAUUUGGUUGUUUGGGUUCCAUACUUACUUACACAUUGUGCAUUAAGUUCUAAUGUAAGUCAUCUACAGUCUUGUAUGUUUUUACAAAACCAGUCACAUCAGGUAAUUUUCAAGAGAAAACAUGAAUUCAUUGUCAAAUUAACUCAAUUUUUCAUAAAACUCCCUUUAUUUAUGAAAUAGAAGUUUAUUGAACUGCAGGAAACAGAAUAAUACAGAAUAAGAUCACGGACUGUCAAAACCAUAAAUGUUUCUGUUUUUUUGUACAUAACUGUGGCUGCUAGAUGUUUAAAUUUCUUUACCUUUCAUCUUUUUUUAAAACUGUUUUCUGUUUGUCAUCAUGAAGUCCUAGAACGCCAUUUGAACUAGUUCUUUUGAGAUGAUUUUGAAAUGUAUUUAUUCCAUUUAUGUGAUUUUUUUUAUUCCUCUUCGUGAUAACCUCAACAUUUUAUGCUAGUAAAAUUAUUUUUAUAAAUUAUUUAUGAUAUUAAUAUAUUUAUGCUGUUUGCUUUUAAUAAAACACUUUUUCCCUCUUGUACAGAAAAAUAUUGAAAUUAUGAUAAAUACAAAUAAUGUACAUUUUGUCUACUUUUUUUCUUUACUUUUUUUUCUACUGGUAAAAACGGAACCAUCAUUUAUUAUGUUUUAAUGAAUUCAAAUAAUGGUAUUUUCAUCUAUUGGGGAAAACGUUAUUACCUUUGAAUUUUGUUGGUCCAGCAUUAUUAAACACCUAAACAACGAA
This is a messenger RNA of Oryzias latipes (Japanese medaka), 3676 nucleotides long. RefSeq names its product exocyst complex component 3-like 1 (gene exoc3l1). Lineage: Eukaryota; Metazoa; Chordata; Actinopteri; Beloniformes; Adrianichthyidae. Gene Ontology annotation, biological process: exocytosis; exocyst localization. The record is from RefSeq and is a predicted model, not a curated record. Gene Ontology annotation, molecular function: SNARE binding. Gene Ontology annotation, cellular component: exocyst.